Messenger RNA from Closterium sp. NIES-65, 1698 nucleotides. The record is from the annotation of a GenBank genome assembly. Lineage: Eukaryota; Viridiplantae; Streptophyta; Zygnematophyceae; Desmidiales; Closteriaceae.
AUGCGCAGCAAAGUACCAGUAGGCAAGUCCUCACCUCGUCCUCACGUGCAGUUUAAUAACUACGGGCGAAUUAACUCGCCCGGCGAUGACAUCCGUGUAGCCAUGGCGAAGAACGCGAGCAAGGCGGCAAGUCCUACCGCCGCCUCCGGUGCGAGCUGUGACGAGGACGACGGAGACGAAGCGAACGGCGACGACGCCGAGGAGGAUUGGCCGAAGAACGGCCACGACGACAGCGCUUCAGGCGAUGAUGUAGGUCCUGCUGACAUCGAGGAGGACGAGUGGUGGAAUCGGCCGGUCGGGAGCGACGACGAGGUGGAAGAGUGGCAUGCUGGUGAUUCUGACAACGACGGAGGUAAAGAUGCGCAUGGUAACAACGCGGAGGCAGCGGCGGAUGCACAGGAAGCGGCGGUGGAUGCGAAUGAGGAGGCUGACGACGAGGCGGGGGCGGAACUUGAGACAUUUGCGCCUGCGGAUGCGGCCGCAGUUGCGGAUGCGGAAGGCGAGGAAGGCGGCGACGACGACCCAUGGAGCUUUGGGACCGACGAUGACGUCCCGCUACUGAAGCGGAGGCUGCGCCAUCGCCUACAGUCCAAGUCAAAGCGGGCCCGCGUGGUGCUCUCUGACGACGACGGUCCGGGGGAGGAGCGUCGCCCGAUACUCACCGCUGCGGAGAAGGGGAAAGUCAAGGUCGCGGAAGCCCCUGCUAAGGCCCCUGCUAAAGCCCCUGCUCGUCGCCGCACAAGCAACAAGAAGCUGACAUCCGACGGAGACCCGGGAUCCAGCAAGGGUGCGGCUAAGAAGAAGGCGAAGAAGGCGCCGAAUCCUGACGACAUCGUCGUGAACGAGCCGCUGGGCAGCGACGAUGAGUACGCGGCGGCGGCGGGCCCGAUUCCCACGUUCCCUGAGAAGGACAACGGGUGGAUGGACGAGACCGCUGUGCAGACCUGGCUUUCCAAGGAGGUGCUGCCCCAUCUGAACCCCCAGCGCGGCCAGAACGCAAGGCGGGCGAUGCUAGUGUUGGACUCCUACCGCGGUCACAUCACCCAGACCAUGCUUCAGUCGUACCGCACGCACAGCAUCACCCCUGCAGUCAUCCCAGCGGGUUGUACGAGCCAUAUUCAACCCCUGGACGUCUCCAUCAACCGGUGCUUCAAGGCUGCUGUGCGAGCGCGCUACACCAGGUGGUUCAUGCGUGAAGGGAUUCACCUGAAGACGAAGAAGGGGAACCUGCGGAGGCCUCCGCACCCCGUGGUGCUGCGGUGGAUCGCGGAGGCUUGGGAUCAAGUCCCCAAGCAGAUCAUCAUCGACGCGUUCCGCCACUGUGGGAUCUCGAGCAAGCUGGACGGAACAGAGAACCACCUGGUGAUGUCUCACCUGCGCGCCAGGAGCACCACCGAUGUCUCCGCGGACAUGUCUCUCGGGGGGACCACAGGCGACAACACGCGCCUGCUCGGUCGAGCUCCAGAGGAGGAGGAGGAGGAGGAGGAGGCGAUGCAGGCGGAGGGCGUGCGGGAGGUGGCCGUGGCAACCGGCCUGGAGGUGCUGUACCAGGAGACCCCCAACUACCGCGGAGCGGCGGCCGAGGCUGACCGCAUGAUCGAGCCUAGGGAGACGGCUAGGCAUGCCUGGCGAGUGCCAGACCUGGGUGUAGAGCCUGAUGUUAGUGCAGGUGAGGAGGCGGUGACUGAGGGGGGUUAA